AGUGCGCGAGUGUGUGUGUUGUGGAGUUGCUGCUCGAGCGGGAGGCGAGAUUUUCGGCUUCGGACGGCGGGGAAAUCCGUCCUCUCGCACGGUCUAUGGGAUGGAAGCGGGGCCAGCGACAGCCGCAGCAGUUGGCCCAUAUGUGCCACCUCUGCAGCAGGUGUUCCAAGCACCUCGACGACCAGGAAUAGGAACAAUCGGCAAGCCGAUUAAACUACUAGCCAACUACUUCGAAGUUGAUAUUCCGAAAAUUGAUGUUUACCAUUACGAGGUGGAUAUAAAGCCAGACAAGUGUCCGCGGAGAGUAAACAGGGAAGUGGUGGAGUACAUGGUUCAGCAUUUCAAACCUCAGAUCUUUGGAGACAGAAAGCCAGUCUAUGAUGGGAAAAAGAAUAUUUAUACAGCAACACUACUACCAAUUGGCCAGGAUCGGGUUGAUUUUGAGGUGACCAUUCCUGGUGAAGGAAAAGAUCGGAUUUUUAAGGUUUCCAUUAAAUGGCUGGCUGUAGUAAGUUGGAGACUGCUGCAUGAAGCCCUCGUCAGUGGUCGAAUCCAAGUUCCAUUAGACUCGGUUCAAGCAUUGGAUGUAGCAAUGAGGCAUCUGGCAUCAAUGAGGUAUACUCCUGUUGGUCGCUCGUUCUUUUCUCCACCCGAAGGUUACUAUCACCCACUGGGUGGAGGCAGAGAAGUCUGGUUUGGUUUCCAUCAAUCUGUCCGACCUGCCAUGUGGAAAAUGAUGUUGAACAUCGAUGUGUCUGCAACAGCUUUCUACAAAGCCCAGCCGGUGAUUGAGUUCAUGUGUGAAGUCCUAGACAUACGGAACAUUGAUGAGCAACCAAAACCUCUUACGGACUCCCAGAGAGUCCGUUUUACAAAAGAAAUUAAAGGUUUAAAAGUGGAGGUGACUCACUGUGGACAGAUGAAGAGGAAAUAUCGAGUGUGCAACGUUACACGACGGCCCGCCAGUCACCAAACGUUCCCACUACAGCUGGAGAGUGGACAGACGGUGGAGUGCACAGUGGCGCAGUACUUCAAACAGAAAUACAAUCUGCAGCUAAAAUACCCGCACCUACCCUGUCUCCAGGUGGGACAGGAGCAGAAGCACACUUACCUACCACUGGAGGUCUGCAACAUAGUACCAGGGCAGCGAUGUAUCAAAAAACUCACAGACAAUCAGACAUCAACAAUGAUCAAAGCAACAGCACGGUCAGCACCAGACAGGCAGGAAGAGAUUAGUAGAUUGAUGAAGAAUGCCAGCUACAACCUUGAUCCUUAUAUUCAGGAAUUUGGGAUAAAGGUGAAAGAUGACAUGACUGAAGUCACAGGCCGAGUCUUGCCAGCACCAAUUUUACAAUAUGGAGGCCGGAACCGAGCAAUUGCUACUCCAAAUCAGGGAGUGUGGGAUAUGCGUGGCAAACAAUUCUACAAUGGGAUUGAGAUCAAAGUCUGGGCCAUUGCCUGCUUUGCACCGCAGAAACAAUGUCGGGAGGAAGUGCUGAAGAGUUUUACUGACCAACUGCGGAAGAUAUCUAAGGAUGCGGGGAUGCCAAUCCAGGGACAACCAUGCUUUUGUAAAUAUGCGCAGGGAGCUGACAGUGUGGAACCGAUGUUCAGGCAUCUAAAGAAUACCUAUUCGGGACUCCAGCUUGUUAUUGUCAUUCUACCUGGGAAAACACCUGUCUAUGCUGAGGUGAAGCGAGUAGGUGAUACUCUUCUUGGGAUGGCCACUCAAUGUGUUCAGGUGAAAAAUGUUGUGAGAACUUCUCCUCAGACACUUUCAAACCUCUGCCUGAAAAUCAAUGUGAAAUUGGGUGGAAUCAACAACAUUCUAGUGCCUCAUCAACGUUCAGCUGUGUUCCAGCAGCCUGUGAUCUUCUUGGGAGCUGAUGUCACACAUCCACCAGCUGGAGAUGGCAAGAAGCCCUCAAUAACAGCAGUGGUUGGCAGCAUGGAUGCUCAUCCAAGUCGAUACUGUGCCACAGUCCGUGUGCAGCGACCCCGUCAGGAGAUAAUUGAAGACCUUUCCUACAUGGUUCGAGAACUCCUGAUCCAGUUUUACAAAUCAACCCGUUUCAAGCCAACAAGGAUUAUUUUCUAUAGAGAUGGUGUCCCUGAAGGACAAUUACCACAGAUUUUACACUAUGAGCUCCUGGCUAUUCGUGAUGCAUGUAUCAAACUGGAAAAAGAUUAUCAACCUGGAAUUACCUACAUAGUUGUGCAGAAACGACAUCAUACACGACUCUUCUGUGCAGAUAAAAGUGAGAGAAUUGGUAAAAGUGGGAACAUACCAGCAGGAACAACAGUUGAUACCAACAUCACCCACCCAUUUGAGUUUGAUUUCUACUUGUGCAGCCAUGCUGGGAUUCAGGGCACCAGCAGACCUUCACAUUAUUAUGUAUUGUGGGAUGACAAUCGAUUCACAGCAGAUGAGCUUCAGAUCCUGACCUAUCAGUUGUGUCACACAUAUGUGCGCUGCACUCGCUCAGUCUCCAUUCCGGCACCAGCUUAUUAUGCCAGAUUGGUAGCAUUCAGGGCAAGGUACCACCUGGUGGACAAAGAACAUGACAGUGGAGAAGGCAGUCAUAUCUCUGGACAGAGUAACGGACGGGAUCCCCAGGCACUGGCUAAAGCUGUACAAGUUCACCAGGACACCUUACGCACAAUGUACUUCGCUUAACCCUGUGAUUGUUUAGUCACUUCAACUUGCCAGCCUUCUGGACUAUAAGCAGCCAUGCAAGAACAUAUAAGCACCUUCCACAGAAAACGUCUUAGAGGUUGGAAGGGGUCAACAUGUAUUUUACAAGGAACAAUUUUCAAAGAACUAAUAACUAGUGGAGAAAGAUUGACCAAGCAGAUUAUAGGAAAGAUGUCAAACUCUUCUACAUGACAAAAACACAUUUCACAUUUAUGUUUUAUUUUUUACACGUAUUUAUGCAAUAUAUUGAUAACUUAAUGUCAAGUGCAAAUGUUCACCACUGCCAAACUCCUGUUAGUUUUUAGAGACAUGUGGAUUCAAGAAAAUGCUUGGUAAGCAACUACUUCAACGGAAUCGUUCAAGGGUUUAAAAAAAACCUAUAGGUCCAAAAGCUGAACUUUUCAAUUUAGUGCCUGGAUUAGUAAUUAUUUGAAUCUGUAAGUCUGAUGGACGGCAGAAUAUUUUUCAUACAUUUUCUGAAGUUGGCACCAAACAUAUCACUUUCAACCUGUUUUUGUUCUUUGUGAUGUCUCUUUUUUUUAAUUGUGCUUUCAAGUUUCAUCCUAACAAGUGCAGAAAGUUGUGUAUUUACACAAUCUAAAGGAAUCUUAAUGUUAUACGGUCACUUUCUAAAGUCUGGACUUUAGAAAGUUAUUAUGAAUAUAUGAGUAAGUCCUGAGGCAGAGCAAAUGGAAACCUGUAAAUUAUUUUUUUAAAAUAUCACAUUAAGAAUCUUAAGAAGUUGUGACGGCUGCACUUCACUUUUACUGAUAUUGUGAGCCACUCCUGCACAGCCCCCUUUAUACACGAGGGGGUGAAUAUGGCAGCAAUGAAACACGUAGAUUUAUAGAUUGAGUUUUAGCAGACAGCUAAAUGAAUAAAGCAGAGCCUGGGGUCGUUUUAAGAAUUGCUGUUCUCUGAAUGAUCUUUAGUUACUUAGCAGAAGGAUUGCACGCUAACUGAACUCGCACAGUAGUUCUCUUCGGAAGCUGCUAAUCAUUUGGAAGUAUUUGUGGAUGAACAAGAAGCAUAGCUUAAAUCUUUUUAAAGGGCAUUUACUUCUAAGAUUUUAAAUCUGUUUUUUUUCUAUAAGUGAACCUGUACAAAGGUUGAAGUUUGUUUUAAAUAUUUUAAUCCUUAUUUGUAAUCUUCUUGCUCCCAAUUACAUACCCAUUAUGUUUUUAUUUAAAGAGAAAAGGAUGGUAUUAUGUUCAAGAUGAGAGAGAUUUCACUGCUGGCAAACUGGAGAUUUUGCAACCCACUAUCCACAUAAAACGUGUUGAGUGGCAUCACCUGAUUAAUGUUUCCUGCAUUGUUCCCUGAUGGUGUGAAUGCUUAUAGUCUUGGAGGAGUUCCCUUCUUCUGCAGGUAUUAUAUUUUAAUUUAUUGGACCAACCAUCCUGUGAAACCACUAAGUAGAACUUUGAGCAGCUUUGCCAUACGAUUCAUAUGUACAACACUAAAUUGAGACAAGUACAAACUUAAUGAAGGUAACUACCAGCUGGACAAAUGAUCCUAGAAGGACAAGUGUAAUGUUCUAAUCCAUAUCCCAGUGCUAUAUUUACAGACUUUAAUAUAACAAGCAAAUUCUCCCAAAAUACUCGCUCCAAUAUUCAUAAUGGGGUUCAGUUUUAUAUUCACCAUUUGCACAGGAUGAAAAAGACUGAAAAUGAGGCACAAUCCAGCCUGAAAAUUUGUAUAUAACACUAACAUUAAUAGAGCACUACAAAUUGACAGAGUAAAUACUUCUGUCAUUAAAAAGGUAAUACAAAUAUGAUUAUCAAGAGAAAACCAUGAAAGCAUUUCACAACCCUGAAUUUUACUUAUGAAUCCUUUGACUUCAUCCCCACCCCCUUCAAUUUUCAUCCUUAAGGAGCUGACUUGUUGGAAUGUGCUGUGUAGAUGUUCCCUGCUGGUUGAUAUCUCAUGCAUAAUGCCUUUGUUUAUGUCUGAAUGAAGAAAGUGAAUAAUUGAGAAGCCAUUCAAAUAUCAGGGUCAUGAUUGCUCACUCCCAUUCUUACUCAGUAUGACCAAACUUGCUUUGCAGCAGCAAAGGUUGCUUUGUAGCAACUGAAACCCUGAUUGAUGUGCCCUAUUCUGGAUAAAGUCAUUUUAACCCUGCCACCCUUAGCUGCUGUCUGUCUGGAAUUCAGUACUUGACACAAUCUUAAAAAUCAAAUAGAGGAUCGCAUAGUGUGCAUGGCUCAGUUACACACUGCCUUUGCCAGCUGCUGUCAAGGGAACUUUUGCAUCAUUUUUCUGAACAACCACUUAUUUUUAUGGUGUCAUAGCGAAGUACCUCAAGUAACUUCAGGAGCAUUAUCAAACGAAAUAUGUCAUCAAGCCACAUACAUAACAAGUAUGUUUGAGGUGUGAUUUAGAGGAAAGAGGGGUAGGUGGGUUUAGAGCAGGAGUUUUAAAGUCCUGCACCCUAGCAAUUGAAGACAUUUGUCAAAUGUUCAACAAUUAUAUUUGGGGAAGAUCAAAAGACCUGAAUUGAAGGAGUGCAGAUAUUUUAUAGGGUUCUAGGGCUGGAGGAGAUUAGAGAGAGACCAGCACAAAAUAUAGAAGGUUUAAGAGCCUUUUUGAAACAACUACCCCAAAUCCAAUUGAAAUAGGUGCAAGAUUAAAUCUGGCAUCUGCAAGAGGAAGAUCAUUACCUCAACUUACUCUUUUUCUGUCUUUUAUAGCUGGCAAUAACAGAGCUUAAUGUUAGUGACAUCUCCAUUAGGUAUUUGGCAUGCAGUGCACAUACAGUUGGGAAAUCUUUAUAAAUUGACUUAUCUUCAUGUGAAGUAAUAGAAGAUCUAUUACUUCACACUAGAUUGGGAUAUACUGGGAUUUAACCUUCAAGAAAAGUUACAGAAAGACUCAUAAUGGAGAGCCUGAAAUUCAGUUAUGUUCAAUGUGCAAUACAUUGCCUCUUGGAGUUCACCUGACUUUAGCUUGGACAUUUAGGAAGGGUUACUGUUGUUUAUCCCACAUAUAUAUUGGGGUACUUGCAGAAGCUUGGAAGCUGAACACUAUUUGCCUUUACAGUUAAGAAAUUAUGUGUAACAAGAAAAGCACAAAUAACUUCAAAUAUACACAACUUUCAUUCUCCCUGCUGCCUUAAAUAGCGAAAUUCUAACAAGAAAGGACUUAGUUUACAGAGGUUGAUUAACUGCAUAUCUUUAUUCUUGGCCAAUGCAGAUAAUGAAGGUCUAUGUGAAAAUUAUAUGGGGCUAUCCCAAUGUUUUCAGUAAAUUGCUGCAUAUCAAAUUCAACCAAUGAUAUUUGUUGAGUUAGUCAAUUUUAACUAGUUAUGUCAUUAUCUUUGUAUUAGGGACCUGCUUCAGGUCACUAUCCAUCAAUCCUUGCUAAGAAAGCAGGGGUAUGGGCAGCAGGAUCAGGAUUGGUCAUGGUUCCUUUCAUUGUCCAACUGCUGAAAAGAUGGAUUUGGAAUUGUGGAACUGGAAUUGAAGUUGGUGCCUUUAAGGGGAAAGUUCAAAGCUGGAAAAAGAGAGAAGGGUACUUGUUUGAGCAGAAAUUAAAAGGAGCUUGAAACAUUCAUAUUUCAUCAGCAUCAGUUAAGAGGGUAUGAGAUGAUCAGUAUAUCAUCCCCAAACCUCAGUAAGCUUUCAUAACUCAUCAAUUCAAUCAUCUGGCUUUACUUCAUGAAGUAGAGACCGAGCCCAAAGCCAUGUCUGUGGAUAUUCCUAUUGAAAUAAAAUGUUCCCAGCUAAGGUAUUGCCUUGGUGCUGGGAGUUAUGCUCAAGAAUUUACUGAGGCAGAGUAGUUUAUUUUCUUAC
Molecule: messenger RNA, 6486 nt
Organism: Pristis pectinata (smalltooth sawfish)
Lineage: Eukaryota; Metazoa; Chordata; Chondrichthyes; Rhinopristiformes; Pristidae
Product: protein argonaute-1-like
Exons: 19
Coding region: 101-2677 (858 amino acids)
Molecular function (GO): RNA binding; protein binding
Source: RefSeq, a predicted model, not a curated record